This is a messenger RNA of Didymosphaeria variabile, 2055 nucleotides long. RefSeq names its product Vesicle trafficking between the ER and Golgi (gene SLY1). NCBI's taxonomy places the organism in Eukaryota, Fungi, Ascomycota, Dothideomycetes, Pleosporales, Didymosphaeriaceae. The record is from RefSeq and is a predicted model, not a curated record. The transcript has 5 exons. Gene Ontology annotation, cellular component: Golgi membrane; cytosol. Gene Ontology annotation, molecular function: syntaxin binding. Bases 1 to 2055 code for a protein of 684 amino acids. Gene Ontology annotation, biological process: endoplasmic reticulum to Golgi vesicle-mediated transport; intracellular protein transport.
AUGGCUUCUCUGCGCGAUCGCCAGAUCGCCUCCAUCCAGCGCAUCCUCAAUCUGAACGCCCCAAAACAGCCCUCCGACGACGACGCGAACAAUGCUCUGCCCUCCGCGAACACCCCAAUUCUCUCCGAAACGGGCGAACCGAUAUGGAAGGUGCUGGUAUUUGACGACUUCUCGCGGGAUGUCGUGUCAUCGGUACUGCGGGUCAACGACCUGCGAGCCUGGGGCGUGACGAUAUACCUCUCGAUCAAUACCACAAGGCAUAUGAUACCCGAUGUGCCAGUCAUCUACCUCAUAGAACCGACCGCCUCGAACCUUGAGAUCAUCACGAGCGACCUGUCGCGCAGCCUGUACUCUCCCGCCUACGUAAACUUCCUAUCAUCAGUACCGAGACCCCUCCUCGAGGACUUCGCCCAGCAGACGGUCACCUCGGGCACUGCAGAGCACAUCGCCCAAAUAUAUGACCAAUACCUGAACUUCAUUGUCUCGGAGCCAGACCUGUUUUCGCUGGGCAUGAAGGGGGCGUACGGCACGUUGAACAGCGCAAAUGUAUCGGACCAGGAGCUGGAUGCGCUCGUGGACCGGAUUGUGUCAGGGCUCUUCUCCGUCGUCGUGACCAUGGGCACCAUUCCAAUCAUUCGAUCGAGCAAGGGCGGCCCUGCUGAACUUGUCGCUGCGAAGCUCGACAGGAAAUUGCGAGACCACAUUCUGAACUCAAAGACGAAUCUCUUCUCCGGCGACCAAAAGUCGUCCACAACAGGCUCCAGACCGGUGCUUGUACUCGUGGAUCGGAACGUGGACUUGACAGCCAUGCUCAGUCACAGCUGGGUCUAUCAAUCUCUAAUUUACGAUGUGUUGUCAAUGCACCUCAACAAAAUCACCAUGAAUGUCCCGGUCGAUAAUCAACAUCCCGAAAAGGGAACCAAGAAGCAGUCUUACGACUUGACCGCUUCAGAUAGCUUCUGGUUACGGAACUCUUCUCUCCCGUUCCCCGAAGUAGCGGAAAAUGUAUCAACAGAGUGGAACAAAUAUCAAGAAGAUGCAAAUGAAAUCACAAAAAAAACGGGCACUUCAUCAAUAGACGACCUCUCCAGUGAUACGAAUUCAUUUGCAGCACAUCUGAAAGGAGCUAUGGCAGCUCUGCCUGAGCUGAAGGAGCGAAAAGCGACCAUUACAAUGCACAUGGAAAUACUCGAGGCGCUCAUGAGGGGCAUCAAGGAUCGAAAGCUAGAUGAGUAUUUCCAGCUAGAAGAAGAAUUGUCCAAACAGACCAAAGCCCAGAUCUUGGAGCUUAUCAAAGCGUCCGACAAGGGCAACGAACCGCUCGAUAAACUAAGAUUGUUCCUCCAGUGGUAUCUUACUACGGAGACAGAACUUAAUAGGACGGAUCUUGACAGCUUCACUCAAGCACUGGAAGCCGCAGGUGCAGAUACAACAUCCAUCAAAUAUGUCCGAACUGUUCGCCAGCUUACCCGAAUGACCAUGAUCUCCUCUGCUCCAACACAACCCACACAAAACACAGCCUCCCAGCUCUUCGGCGGUUUUAGCGGCCUCUCGUCUCGCGUCACGGACAAGUUCAAGGAAGCUGGUUUAGGCGCCAAUAUUGGCGGCCUUCUUGAAGGAGUCAAGAACUUCCUGCCAGCCAACAAAGACCUUACUUUGACCAAGAUCACAGAGUCACUCAUGGACCCGGCAAACGCGUCCUCAAGCGCCAUCCAGAAGACAGAGAACUAUCUCUACUUCGACCCGCGGUCUGCCAACGCUCGAGGUACACUGCCGCCAGCAAGCCAGGCCCGCAACCAGCAGGGCACGCGGAUUGGCAUCGAAGCUACGUUCGGCCAGCGCCGGCAGGCCUUCUCAGAAGCCAUUGUCUUCUCUGUCGGCGGCGGUAGCAUGGAUGAGUACGGCAACCUGCAGGAGUGGGCGAAGCGAACCAGCGCAGGCGGCGCAGCAGGCACGGGCCAGAAGCGAAGAGUCAUAUACGGGUCCACUGCAAUACUUUCAGCUACGGAAUUCGUCACCACAGAUCUCGCUAUGUUGGGCAAGGAGAGCUCGUAG